This is a messenger RNA of Cercospora beticola, 2976 nucleotides long. RefSeq names its product DUF3433 domain-containing protein. The record is from RefSeq and is a predicted model, not a curated record. NCBI's taxonomy places the organism in Eukaryota, Fungi, Ascomycota, Dothideomycetes, Mycosphaerellales, Mycosphaerellaceae.
AUGGUUUCUACUUCAGCAGAGAGUGAUGGUCUGCUCAAAGCCAGUGCCGGCCGGGAACCGCAGCAUGCCAUUCCUCGCCGACCCCUACCAGGCCAGCCUGUGCUAGCCCGUGAGCAAGACAAAGCACAUCAUCCGUCCGUCGGCGUUCGCGACCUCCUCCUCAAAAGGGACGCGCCGUCUCACAGCUCUCGACAAUCCAUCGAGAUGGAAUAUUGGUCAUCAUUUUGGCUGCGGAAGACGACCUUGAUAUCCUUUGCAGCUUUGUUUGUGGCUCUCGCUGCAUCCCUCAUCAUCCUCUGGCUAGCCAACAGAAGUCAGGAUGGAUUUCAGGUUUCCUAUAUCCAGAACCACUAUGCUUGGACAUAUGGUCCGACCGCUGUCAUGGUCAUCGUUGUCAGUCUCUGGCGACAGGUUGACUACUACUGCAAGAUACUGCAGCCCUGGAAAGAGCUCCAACGCGGGCCAGCAACUGCAGAGAGAAGCUUGCUCCUCGAUUACAUUGGACCGAUCAAUUUGGCAACCCUCAUCCAAGCUUUGCGAUCCAUGCGUUGGCCUGUCUUUUGCUCGGUCGCCGGUUUCACGUUACUGAAACUUAUGGCUCUGCUAUCGACUGGUCUGCUUGUCCUUUCACCAGUCACCACGAGCCACGGAGUCUCGGUCCAAAUGACCAACACGUUCAACGCGAGUGAGAUGUGGAGGCCGUUCUAUGACAUCAGCUCCAACUUUGGCGCAACUCCAGUAUUCCAAUACCUAGGCAUACUAGAUGGCGACGUUCGGGCACCCAAGGGCACACAGGACGACUUCGUUCACGAGAUCUUCACCCCCGCUCCAAAUGAGACCUUCCAAAGCAUUGCGGCCGAAGUCGAUGUCUUUCGCGCAGAGUUCACUUGCGAAAUUGCCGACAUCGAUUUCAGGAAGUAUCAGAAUGGAACAAGCACUCGAACAGCGUUUCUGACCACGCCAUCUUGUGCAACUAAUGAGCUCAACCUCAACUCGUUCCCUACGUGCUGGGAUAAUAGUACCAAGUGUGAGCAAACUAGAACGGAAUUUUACCUCUUGCACUUCAACUGCUCCGGCACACACAACAUCGAGUACUCCAAAGACGGCAUUGCUUUGAUUGUGAGCAAUGUGACGUACCUGCCCAUCGCUGGCAAUCUAGAUCGCUAUACCAAAGUGCGACUGGACAUGAAGUUCGGGGAGACUGCAGCAAUCUUGUGCCAGCCUGGCUACUCCAUGAACAAAGCAAUAGUCACCACGGACUCUAGCCAGGAGGCUUUCACGAUUCAAAAUCUGAGCCGCAGUGGGCAGCUCGGCAAUGUGACGGCCUAUGUCGUACAGGAAAUCCUUCUUAAAACCUUGUAUGAAGCCAGAGAAGACAUACUUUCACAUCUUGGGGAGCUAUCCACUGCUGGCUUUGUACAAGUCAUUGCGGGUGAAUCAUUGGGCAUCGGCGCUGUCAAACUCUGCAGGCAUUCUUGGAGGCUUCCUGACAGUCAUCAGUUCAGCUCUCAAGUUGGCGACAGCGGAGCCGCUGUAACUCUGGACAUGAUACAAAAGGGCGGCGCAACAACCGCGCCACUCGUGUGGAACGAUCACGUUUUGCCUGCUCUUGGGACCGAGGUCACCAUGAGCGGCGAACUUCCAGCCUACGUGACCGGCUCAUCUUCUUUCGACUAUACGUUCAAGAUCAAUGCAUUGCGACCUUAUCUGGAAUGUGAGCCGGUCAGCGAGGAAAAUAUCAGUACCGCAGUCUUUGCUGACAACAGCCCGCAAAACUUCAUCAACAUUAGCUUUCCCUUGAAAGGUCUCUGUCAAAAGGGCGGGAGAAAUGGCACAAAUGCGUAUUUUGAAGUCAGCUACAGCAUGAUUCUGAGUAAAAAGCGUGAGUGGACUGGAAAACUGUUAGACCUGCAUCUUGGUCCUUUCUUCGAUCGCACAGUGUUCACGGAAUCUUCGGCCUAUAACGUGACGGAGAAAAUGUUGGAGUAUGGAGAGCCCUCGUGGGGUCCAGAUAACAUGAUGGGUUGCCCCUCGAUUGGUGUCAUAAUCGGGGAGUUUGGUAAGCGACGCGAUCAAGACAUAACUACGGCGCUUCUGUGUACGCAGAAAGUGGAAGAGGUCCAACUCAGCGUAACAUAUCACGGGAACCAGACCAACACUCCAGCUCUCAUUGGCGCGAGCGCUCCGCGACCCAAGCCAGGACAAUCUCGGUUCCUCGCCAAUGGUACAGAAGGUUUUGAUGCCUUCCCUUACCGUGUGCAGACGUACAUCGGAGUCUACGACUACGGAGGCGGCCGCGGGAAUUUGAGUGCGUUCAGCGCCGGCCGCGGUGAGUUUAGCGAUUGGAUCGACAGCUUUGCGGACAACAUCGUCAACGGACCAGAUGGCGUGCCUUAUGAAGAAUUGCGAGGUAAGGCCAAUCAAGACAACUUGAUUCGAGCGACUCAGAAGCUCUACAACAAGUACAUAACCCUCGUCAUCGACGCGAACUUUCGGCAAAGCCUUUCAAAUCCCCAAGACCAUCCCAUCGCGACGGGAAGACUAGAAGUUCUCAGUUCUCGUCUGCAUGUCAACUUCGUGUCUAAGAUGAUUCUGCAGGUUGUGCUCGCAUCUAUGAUCAUUAUGGGUAGCUUCGCAUUUUGGCUUGCAGAUUUGCGAGAAACCCUGCCUCGUAAGCCGACGUCCAUUGCAAGCACAAUGGCGUUCCUUGCUGGAUCAGAUCUCUGUGGCUCCGCUGGUUCUCCGCCACUGAUUCCACCAAAUGCGCUACAGAUGAACAGCGCAGAGGUCGCCCGGGUGUUCGAUGGCUGGUUUCCAAGUCUCGGAUGGUGGUCAAAAUCCAGAAAGGCAGGCUCGAAUGGUUUGGAAGGCAUGAUGACAGAUAAGCAGGAGGAAGAAAGGCGAUUUGGAAUUGACGUUGGAGUGCCUGACCAGCUUGGAUUCAGGAGAAGGCGCAAUGUGUUUCGACGUAAGUAA